Messenger RNA from Sardina pilchardus (European sardine), 2189 nucleotides. It is a transcript of the gene rogdi, whose product is annotated as rogdi atypical leucine zipper. The record is from RefSeq and is a predicted model, not a curated record. Gene Ontology annotation, cellular component: RAVE complex. Bases 155 to 1042 code for a protein of 295 amino acids. Lineage: Eukaryota; Metazoa; Chordata; Actinopteri; Clupeiformes; Clupeidae. The transcript has 12 exons.
UUGUAAAUGUGUGACACCGAUGAUCCCUCCAGCAGUUAAUGUAAACCGUUAGUUGACUCGUAGAGGACGAUUCCUGUUGUCAGUACAUAAACGCAUUUCAGUCGGUAAUGCUUAGGAAGCCAAUAAUACUAUUUGUCACGUAUAAACUUUGAAGAUGACUGCUGCAAGUCAAGCAGAGAGAACUGUGUUGGCCUACACCGUUCACCUACCAUCAAUACCAACUGAAGAUGAAUUCAACUGGCUGCUGAAAGAGGAAGUGCAUGCUGUGUUGAAACAGCUGCAGGAUAUUUUAAAGGAAGCAUCCAGGCGUUUCUCAAUGCCAACACCAGGAUUUGAGGGUCAACUUAAACAAGAGAAUUUCAUUCUUGGCAGCUCAACAAUGGACCAGGUGAAGGGAGUGUUGACUUUGCAGGGUGAAGCAUUAACACAGGCUGAUAUUAAUAUAAAAGUGGCCAAAAGCAGUCAAGUCAUGCAUUUUGCAUUCCGGGAUGACAAACAGUGGAAACUGCAGCAGAUCCAGGAUGCCAGGAACCACGUGAACCAGGCUCUUCAGCUACUCAACAGCCGAGACGACAGUUACCACUUUAAAACUGGGGCAGAAGUGAACAAGCUAAUGGAUGCGGUGAUGCUGCAGCUCACCAGGGCCCGUAACCGUCUCACCACUCCAGCUACCAUGACCCUUCCUGAGCUUGCCUCCAGUGGCCUUAUGAAAAUGUUCUCGCCGCCCAUGCCCGGAGACGUGCUUGUGAACUUCUACAUCAACCUCAGCAAGCUCUGCUUGAUCGUGUACCAGCUCCACGUGCUGCAGCCAAACACCACCAAGAACUUCAAGCCUGCUGGGAGCUCUGUCUUGCAUAACCCAGGAGCCAUGUUUGAGAACAACAACACUAAGUUUGAGGUCAGUCACGUCCACAAGGUGGAGUGUGUGGUGCCAUGGCUUAACGACACUCUGGUCUUCUUCACCAUCUCCCUUCAACUGUGCCAGCAGCUGAAGGACAAGAUAUCUGUGUUCUCCAGUUUCUGGAACUAUAGGCCAUUCUAAGCCGAGACCUUCUCUGAUCACAAGCCUGCAAAGAGCUGAAAUCACUACAGGUUCUUGUAAUUGUGCAUUGUAAAUCCCCCCAGAUGUUUACCGGUGUAAUUGGAGGUAUGAAAGCAGCUCUGUGAUUGUUUGUCCGUGUGGUAUUCAAAUAGGAUCAAUAAGCUAUAUUUUGAUGAAGGAGCAUGCAAAGCUCAUUGUCCAUGGUGCGGUUAGUAUAGAAAUAUAUGUAUAUGUGUAUACAGAGGCAUAUGUGGGCAACUUGAGGUUCCCUUAUUGGUCCAUUGUAAACAUUCAGUUUUUUGUGAUGUGUGUCUGUAGCAUUUCUCCCCUCUAUUUGUGCUGGACUACUUUGCUUUGUUUAUUUUGGGCCACAUGUUGUAACAGUUUGGACCCUUAGUGAAAGACACUUUAUGAAAGAAAUGUUGAUAGUCACGCUAUGUAGUUACAUUGUACAAAGUCCUGAUCGUAACUGUUACUCUCAUUGGAUCUUAAUCGUAAUAUGAAUCUGAGAUUUUACCCACUUCAGCUGGAUUUGUUCUUUUCUGAAUCAUGUGUUUGUUUCCUGUUUUGAUCAAGAGUCUUGUGUUGAACACUAUGAACACUAAAAUAAGAAGCCAUUUGUAUCAUUCCGUACCACCACAGGGUUCCUGUAAUACCACCAAGAAAGGGUUAGAAAUGGACACGUUCACUUUCACCUCAGAAAGUUUUUUGUUUUGUUUUGUUUUUGCACAUAAUUGUUCAGUUUGUAGCCAUUGUUGCUAUAAUUCUAUCAUUCCAAAGACGCAUCAUCAAGGUGCAUCAUGUAUGUUUUUACGCUAAUACUGAAGGGAUAAGGAUUAACUCAGAUCAUUCCAUGACGAUAGAAGGAUGUAUGCAUAGCACAAAUCAAAAUGGCUUCAGGUGUCUAAACAGUGGUGAGGGCAGCACUUAAAUUUAUGUUGUUUUGUUUUCUGGAUUUUAUUCCUUUGCUUUAUUUAUUUAUUUAUCCUUCAGUAUUGACUUAUUUUGCACUUUCUGCCUGCCUGAAUGGUUGUCUUGAUGUUCAAUUUCAUUUCAAUGUGGAACAAACAAAGUCUUACACUAUUUUUAAAUGAAUAUACAUGGACCAUAAAAUAUACUGUGCUAUAAAUAAAUGUGAUGAACACUA